Messenger RNA from Owenia fusiformis, 4084 nucleotides. The record is from the annotation of a GenBank genome assembly. Lineage: Eukaryota; Metazoa; Annelida; Polychaeta; Sabellida; Oweniidae.
UCGCGUUUUACCGCCAUUUUGAUUUCUUUGAAAUUAAAGAUUCUGUUUAUUCCCCAUUAUAGUCCAAAUAUUACGGCUGGAGGUGGAAAUCACUGAUAUAAUUUGAAUGCAUCAAUUAAUGCGAUUGUAGUGCUAUUCAAAAAUGUAUAUAAAACAGGCAAUUAUACAUGGCUUUAGAAGUUAUCGAGAUGAAACUGCAGUGGAGCCUUUCCACCCUAAGCAUAACGUAAUAGUUGGAAGAAAUGGCUCAGGAAAAAGUAACUUCUUUUAUGCCAUCCAGUUUGUACUGUCAGAUGAGUUCAGUCAUCUGCGUCCAGAACAACGUCAGGCUUUGCUUCACGAGGGCACAGGAUCACGUGUUAUAUCUGCCUAUGUUGAGAUCAUCUUUGAUAACUCAGAUAACAGAAUACCUAUUGAGAAGGAUGAGGUCGUGUUGCGUCGUGUCAUCGGCUCAAAGCGAGAUCAGUAUUUUUUGGACAAGAAGAUGGUUACGAAGACAGAUGUAAUGAACUUGUUGGAAAGUGCUGGGUUCUCAAGGAGUAAUCCAUACUAUAUUGUCAAACAAGGAAAGAUCAAUCAGAUGGCUACAGCUCCUGACCCUGCCAGGUUAAAGCUACUGAGAGAAGUAGCAGGUACAAGAGUCUAUGAUGAGCGAAAAGAGGAAAGUAAAAAUAUUCUCAAAGAAACAGAGGGAAAACGUGAGAAGAUCCAAGACCUUCUUAACUACAUAGAAGAGAGACUUCAGACACUAGAAGAGGAAAAGGAGGAGCUAAAAGAGUACCAGAAAUGGGACAAGAUGAGACGCUCCCUGGAGUACACCAUACAUGACCAUGAACUCAGGGAUACUAGGAAAAAACUUGAAGAGCUGCAAGAGAAGCGUGAAAAGAGUGGGGCGAAGAGUACAAAUCUGCGAGAUUUGGCCCAGGCUGCUGCAGAUGAGGCUAGGAAAUUCAGCAAGGAGUUACGUGACCUGAAAACACAGCUACAGAGUAUCCUUGAUGAGAAGGAGCAGAUCACGACAGAGCAACAAGAGCUGGUGAAACGUAAAGCCAAACUAGAACUUGAUGUAAAGGAUAUCCAAGAUGAUCUUGAGGGGGACACAAGUGCAAAGAAAAAAUCAGAGGAAGAGCUGCGUAGGUUGCUGGAGAAGAUUGCGAGAACAAGAGACUCCCUGGAGAAGAUUGCUCCCCAAUAUGAUGAGGUCAGAGCACAGGAGGACCAAGCAGCCCAACAAUUAGCAAUAUGUGAACAGAGACGUAAGGAGUUAUAUGCUAAGCAGGGAAGAGGCAAUCAGUUCACAUCAAGAGACCAGAGAGACGCAUGGAUCAAGAAAGAACUCAGAUCUCUAACCAAAGCUGUUAAAGACAAAGAAGAUCAGAUCUCUCGAUUGCAAGAAGAUUUGGAGAGUGGUGGAAAGAGGGUUGAAAUCCUUGCAGUUGAAAUUGAAGAUGUCAGCGAGAAGAUAGAAAAACACAAAGACAUUAUAGAUCAGAAUAAUAAAAACUUUUAUGAAAUGAAGAAACAAAAAGAUACUCUACAAAAUGAAAGAAAUGUAUUAUGGCGGCAGGAGAAUACAAUGCAACAACAGAUAGCCUCAGUGCGUGAUGAGGUCAGCAAGAAAGAACAAGCAUUACGAUCAAUCACUGGCAAGGCAGUGUUGAAUGGAAUAGACAGUGUCCACAAGGUGCUUAACAUGUUCAGGGACAGGGGGAUGAACCAGGAGACUUUAGAUGGUUACCAUGGUAUUAUGAUAGAGAACUUUGAUUGUGAUAAAACAUUCUUCACCUGUGUAGAAGUGACAGCUGGUAACAGGUUGUUCCAUCAUAUUGUUGACACAGAUAAGUUUGGUACCAAGAUUCUAACAGAGAUGAACAGAAUGAGAUUACCUGGUGAAGUUACCUUUAUGCCUCUCAACAGGCUUGCCACCAGUGAUACAAGAUACCCAGAAUCAAGCGAUGCCAUCCCAAUGUACCACAAAUUGAACUUCCGCCCAGAGUUUGAUAAAGUAAUGAAGCAUGUCUUUGCGAAGACUCUCAUAUGUAGAAGUAUGGAGGUAGCCACUCAGAUCGCCAGGACACAGAACCUUGACUGUAUCACUCUUGAUGGUGACCAAGUGAGUCGCCGUGGUGCUCUAACAGGAGGUUAUUAUGACACAAGGAGGUCUCGUCUUGACCUGCAGAAGAGUAAAGUAGAAGCUGUUCAGCAGCUUGAGACUCAAGAGAAGGAAUAUAAUGAACACAAAACUAAACUGCAAACUCUUGAGGGGCAAAUCAACUCACUAGUCAGUGACAUGCAGAGAAUGGAAACCAAGAAUAGCAAAAACAAAGAUAUUUACGACAAAAUGAGAGCUGACCUGAGGUUGAUGAAAGAAGAACAUGCACAGUUAGAAAAAUCUCGACCAUCAAAGGAGAGAAGUCUGGCUAGUCUACAACAGAGUCUUGACUCCAUGAAGACUACUGCACAGUCUCUUAAUGAAGAGUUGGGCUCUGAUCUCCUUGCUCAGCUCUCUACUGAGGACCAGACAGAGGUUGAUAAUCUCAAUGACCAAAUCAAAGAACUCACUAAAACCAAUAAGAAUUCCUUCAAGGAAAGAGUCCGACUCGAAUCUGAGAAGAACAAGAUCGAGAACCAGUUAAAUAACAAUCUGAUGCGACGUAAGGAACGCCUCAUUGCCGAUCUGGAGGAGAGGUCAGCAGAGGACCGUAAACAAAACCUUGACACCAUGGUAACAGAACUAAAGACUGUGGAUGAUAGAAUAGCAGAACUGAAAGUUAGAGUCAAAGAAUUAGAUGAUAACUUGGAGCAGUUAAAUAGGCAGCAACGAGAAGUGAAUAAAAAUCUUGAGGCAGCUAAAGCCCAGGAGAGGGAACACCAAGAGAGAAUCACAGAUGAUGUGAAAGAUUUAGACAAAAUGACAAAUAAACAGAGUCUCCUACUUAAAAAGAAAGAUGACUGUAUGAGGAAGAUCAGGGAGCUAGGAUCUCUACCUAGUGAUGCAUUUGAAAAAUAUCAAGAUCUCAGCAUUAAACAGUUAUUCAAGAAACUAGAUCAUUGCAAUAAAGAACUGAAGAAAUACAGUCAUGUGAACAAGAAGGCAUUGGACCAGUUUGUUAACUUCAGUGAGCAAAAAGAGAAGUUAUUGAAGAGGAAGGAUGAGUUAGAUCGUGCUCAUGAGUCAAUUAAAGAUUUAAUGAAUGUUCUAGAUCAGAGGAAAUAUGAGGCAAUACAACUUACAUUUAAACAGGUGUCCAAGUAUUUCACAGAAAUCUUCAAGAAACUUGCCCCUCAAGGACACGCUGUCUUAGUCAUGAAGAAGGGAGAAGUUGAAGAUGAUGAUGCUGGUGGCCAGGACAGGGGACAUAUUGUAGAACAGUUCACAGGAGUUGGAAUCAAGGUUUCAUUCAGUGGGAACAGAGCUGAGAUGAAGGACAUGAUGCAGUUAUCUGGUGGACAGAAGUCUCUUGUGGCCCUCACUCUUAUAUUCGCCAUCCAGAAAUGUGAUCCUGCUCCAUUCUACCUGUUUGAUGAGAUAGACCAGGCACUGGAUGCUCAACACAGGAAAGCUGUGGCAGAUAUGAUUGCUGAGUUGGCCAGUGAUGCACAGUUCAUCACCACAACAUUCCGACCUGAACUACUAGAACAUGCUGAUAAAUUCUAUGGUGUGAAAUUCAGGAAUAAAGUGAGUCAUAUUGAUUGUGUAGUAAGAGAGGAAGCCCAGGACUUUGUGGAAGAUGACACAACCCACGGUUAGGUCAUUGUUAAAGGGGCUUCUCUGUGAAAUGAAUGGCUUCCAGGUCAAUCUUGUAGCGAAACCAUGGCCCUUUAACGAUCAUGGAGUUGAAUAUCAUAAGGAACUUAACAGGAAUAUCAUUAUAUCAUUCACUCGACUAUCAGAGAUAUCAUGGAUUUACACAAAUAUCAUAAAGUUGUUGGAAUUAUCAUGAAGUCAGCAUGGACAGCCAGACCCAAGACAUUGUACAUAUUUCAUGUAUUUCUUGUACAUAACUGUUUUAAACUUACAUCUUUGAAUUGGUAUUUAAUAGCAUUUAGAUUGAAAUUUAUAAUUGUAUUGUACUGUACUGUA